CAACAACAACAACAACAACAACAACAACAACAACAACAACAACAACAACAACAACAACAACAACAACAACAACAACAACAACAACAACAACAACAACAACGACACAACAACAAUAUGAACCAUCAAAAACCGAUUUCACAUUUACGGAUAGCAAGCGGUAUUAUAAAAAUUCUCAUAAGGAUCAAACAAAUAAAUACCGAGGAUUCAUUAGCAAUGCAAUCGAGUACUUUAUCGAAUGCUCGAUCACAAAGUGAAAGUCGUAGUAUGAUGGAACGAAGUCCGGUAUUAUUGAUGUCAAAAAAAGCUUAUUCAGUUGGUGCAGUAAAUUAUUCAGACCCGGGAUAUCUUAUGGAAGCAUUAGAAACAUUAGCUGAUGUACAACCACGUGUAGCUCGUUCAAUCCCAAAACAUGCUAUCAUUGAUACAAGUAAUUUUGCUGCUCGAUCAUUGGAUAAUUGUCUUUUUGAUGCGACAAAUUUAUAA
Messenger RNA from Loa loa (African eye worm), 483 nucleotides. RefSeq lists its product as hypothetical. NCBI's taxonomy places the organism in Eukaryota, Metazoa, Nematoda, Chromadorea, Rhabditida, Onchocercidae. Bases 115 to 483 code for a protein of 122 amino acids. The record is from RefSeq and is a predicted model, not a curated record. The transcript has 2 exons.